Polistes dominula (European paper wasp) is the source of this 2089-nucleotide messenger RNA. RefSeq lists its product as uncharacterized. The record is from RefSeq and is a predicted model, not a curated record. Lineage: Eukaryota; Metazoa; Arthropoda; Insecta; Hymenoptera; Vespidae.
GAUAGAUAUAGAAGAGAGAAAAAGAAGUUUGAAGAAGUUAAAGAAGUUAAAGAAAUGAAAGAAAGAUAGUGAAGAAUAGGCUUAAAUAUCGUUUCUCCAUUUUGUAGAUAAGAAAGUUUUAAAUAAUGUAAGAAAGCUUUUAUUAUUGUUUAAUAAAUAUAACCUUUUUUUUUGUAGUAAAACACAGUUCAGCUUAUUUACCCAUUAAAUUCUAUAAAGAAUAGACGAACAUUAUAAAACAACAUUCUGCUGAUUGAAACAUUCAUGAACAAUGAGCGAUUUUGAAACAGUGUUCAAUAACACUCUACGUUUUGAAUUCGUGCUAAAGGAGGCUCCUCAGAAUUCAAAAGAGAAUAUUUAUGCCAUAACCUCUAUCCAGACGGUAAAUGGGGAGACUUAUGCUAUCCCAGAAGAAUAUCAAGAUGCACCAAUUCACACAGAUGUUUUACAAACAGAAGCUUUUCAAAGAGUAAUAUCCACUCUGAAAUUUAGAAACCAAUCUACGAAAGUUUUGAUAACGCUAGAUGAAAACAUGAGAAAAACGUAUAUAGAUGACGAAGGAAAUAUGCAAUUCGGUGACUAUUAUUUAGAAGAAAUUACGAGUAAGUCACAACCUAAAUGUAAUAUAACAGAUUAUAAUUUAUCAAGGAUGUGGGAAGCUGUCUCUAAAAUAAGCAAUGAAUAUAACCCACAAAGAAAGCGAAAUAAUUUAAAGGAUGUAGCCGAAAGAUUUUUAAUUGAAAAGUUUACAGGCAAGAAUGUUAACGGAAUUCAGUGGUUAAAUAGAUUCGAAAAAGAAUGCAGUCGUUUAGACAUAAAUGAAGAUGAAGAGAAAAUUGAAAUUUUUAGACUAUUUUUGGAAGGUUCGUGUUUAGAUUGGUACAGUUGUAUGCUUAUAGAACAUUCAAUAAAAUCGCGAUGGGAAAUUUGGAAGAAUAGUUUCUGCACGAUUUAUGCAGACGUAGGUUGGCCUUCGGUAAGGUAUGCGUUUCGAUAUAAAUAUAUAAACGGAUCAUUUAUAGAUUACGCAUUCAAGAAAGAAAAAAUGUUAUUGGAUAUAAAUGAAUCAAUUGAUACAUGCACUCUGAUUGAUCUUAUUGCGUUAGGAUUACCAGACUUUGUAAUAAACAAAAUCGACAGAGAAGAAUUAAAAACUACCACAAAUCUGAUCCGUAGAUUAAGAAGCCUACAAUAUAUGGAAAAAAAGAAAAAUACAAAAAACAAGACUGCUAAUAAAGACGCCAAAGAGGAUUCAGAAAAAAAACAACAAAAGAGACCAUGUCAAAUUUGUGAAAAAAAAGGGAAAAUGAAUCGCUUUCAUCCGGAAUCUUUAUGCUGGUUUAAAUAAAAUGAAAACAACAGUAACGAAAAAGAACAAAUCAAGAGGACAAAUGAAAUAUCGAUUGAUGCCACAUGUAGUAUCCGCACAAGAGCCAUUCAAGAUUAUAUCAAUUGAUAUAAUUGGAGGAUUUGGCGGAUCCAGAUCAACGAAAAAAUAUCUAUACCUUUUAAUGGAUCAUUUUACUAGAUAUGCGUAUAUUUUAACAUCCAAGUCACAAAAUGCGAAAGAUUUUAUAAAGCUAGUUAUGAAGUUAAUUCAUCAUUUUCUAAUGGCCUAAAUGAGAGACUAAAGUUUAGUUUAGUCAACAAAAUAAGAUGCAAAAUCAAUGAGAAAAAAAACCUAUCAUGGACAACGAUAGCGCAGGAAUGCACAAGAAGAUACAAUGAAACGGAACAUACAAUAACAGGUUUUGCAUUAAUAUAUUUAAUGCAAGGGAAAAACGUAACGAUUUUACCUGAUGAACUCCAUCAAGAAAUAAAAAACAACUUAUACCAAGUAAAUUGUGUUAAAACAGUUGAAUUGUCUACUUUGUAGUAAGACACAGUUUAGCUUAUUUACCCAUUAAAUUCUAUAAAGAAUAGACGCGCGCCCGCGCGCGAAGAUUAUAUAUAUAUAUAAAAGAAAUACAAAGACCAAUAGAAAUUCUCGAAUUAACCUAACUUCCAAUGAGGACUCGAGAAAAAAUUUAAAAAAAGAAAAUAGAAUAAAAAAAAAAGUAAGAAAUGAUGAAAGGAGGAUGACUAUGGU